Linderina pennispora is the source of this 612-nucleotide messenger RNA. RefSeq names its product SNF5-domain-containing protein. Gene Ontology annotation, molecular function: transcription coregulator activity. Lineage: Eukaryota; Fungi; Kickxellomycota; Kickxellomycetes; Kickxellales; Kickxellaceae. The annotation marks the transcript as partial. The transcript has a single exon. Gene Ontology annotation, biological process: regulation of transcription by RNA polymerase II; chromatin remodeling. The record is from RefSeq and is a predicted model, not a curated record. Gene Ontology annotation, cellular component: nuclear chromosome; nucleus.
CUGGUUCCUAUCCGGAUCGAGCUGGAGGUUGGCGAUUUCCGUCUGCAUGACGUGUUUGUGUGGAACGCAAAGGAGCGCAUUAUCACGCCUGAACAGUUUGCGGCCAUAUACUGCGCAGACCUGGCGCUGCCUGCCGAUGGCAAGGCCAGCGCACAGGUCCAUAUCGCCCAGCUGAUCCGCCAGCAGGUCGCCGAGUACGUCACUGUGGACUCCGCUGAUGUGUCGGCCAUCGAGCUGCGUGUGGUUCUCAACUUGGAGAUCCAGAUCGGUUCCCAUGUGCUGCGGGACCGCGUCGAGUGGGACAUUCUCGAACCGCUAGACACCAAGCCCGAGGAGUUUGCCAAGUGCCUGUGCCGCGAUUUGGGGCUGGGUGGCGAGUAUCCGCCGCUAGUGGCGCACCGCGUGCGCGAGGAGAUUGCGAGGCUGCAGAAGGAGCUUAUUGAAGCAGGCGACGCACACUGGCUUAGGCAGAACCCAGUUGAGUCGGCAUUCCGACCUCCCGACAUGGCCAAUGCGUGGGGCCCCAGCGUCGAGGUUCUCACGGCCGAGGAGCUCGACCGCAUGUGGAUGCACAAGGAGCGCAGCUACCGCCGCAUGCGUCGGUCAGAGCGC